AAUGUUUGCUUUAUUUCAAGGCUUUAUUCCCCAUCUCUGGUUAACCCAGCCUGUUCCCAAUUGCUCAAAACACCAGAUUUUAGUACCUUAUCAUGAUCUCUCAGCCGUCUACCAUGGCUGCAACGUUAAUAUUUGUGGUUCUUGCACAUAUAUUUACGUCGGUUACUUCACUGUCAGAAGCUGAUAAGAUUACCAGUCUGCCAGGGCAGCCGCCGGUCAAGUUUAAGCAGUACUCAGGUUAUAUUACUGUCGAUGAGAACCAGCACAGAGCUCUAUUUUACUAUUUUGUUGAAGCAGAAUCAGAACCUGCUUCUAAGCCACUUGUUCUCUGGUUAAAUGGAGGGCCUGGUUGUUCGUCUGUGGGAGCUGGGGCUUUCGUUGAACAUGGACCUUUCAAACCAAGUGAAAAAGUUCUCCAGAGAAAUGAAUAUAGUUGGAACAAAGAGGCAAAUAUGCUAUACUUGGAAUCACCGGCUGGUGUUGGUUUCUCCUACUCUGCUAAUGAAUCGUUCUAUGAAUUUGUAGACGAUGAAAUCACAGGUUCUUUCACUUCAUUUUACGCAUUCAAGCAGUUAGGUAGUACUAGAAUGCUCACUGUUAGGCGUGCAAGAGACAAUCUUGUUUUCCUACAACGUUGGUUUGCUAGAUUCCCAGAGUACGAAAGCAAUGAUUUCUUCUUGACGGGGGAGAGCUAUGCGGGUCACUACGUUCCCCAACUUGCACGGCUCAUUGUUCGAACCAAAGCAAAGUUCAAUCUCAAGGGGAUAGCUAUAGGGAAUCCUCUUCUGGAAUUUAAUACUGAUCUAAAUUCUAGAGCUGAAUUUUUUUGGGCACAUGGACUGAUAUCAGAUUCAACUUAUAAGAUAUUCACCACGGUGUGCAAUUUUUCCCAAAUUUGGAGACAAUAUCACAGCGAGACUCCGAGUGUCAGUUGUGCAGAAGUGAAUAAAUUAAUACAGAGGGAGGUCGGUAAGUUCGUUAAUCAAUAUGACGUCACUCUCGAUGUUUGUUUUUCAUCCAUAGAUAUGCAGGCUCAGAUGCUAAAUCAGCCGCAAGAGACAGCCGAGAUAGAUGUUUGUUUGGAAGAUGAAACAUCAACAUAUUUGAACAGGAAAGAAGUACAAGAAGCUCUCCACGCUAAGCUAGUGGGAGUUAUCGAUUGGUCUGUUUGUAGCGAGGUGCUCGCGUACGACUAUCAUAAUCUAGAAAAACCGACAGUUCCUAUUCUAGGUGAACUUGUUGAGUCUGGCAUCCAGGUUUUCGUGUACAGUGGAGAUCAAGAUUCAGUGAUCCCAUUGACCGGGACACGUUCUAUGGUGAAUAAAUUAGCCAAGGAGCUAGGACUUAAUACGACUGUGCCUUAUAGAGCCUGGUUCAAGGGGAAACAGGUUGCUGGAUGGACACAAGUUUACGGUAACAUCUUAUCAUUUGCCACCAUAAGAGGGGCAGGUCAUGAAGCUCCAUUUUCACAGCCAGAGAGAUCACUCAUUCUAUUCAAAGCAUUGCUCGAGGGAAAGCCCCUUCCGGAUGCAGCCCCUUCAAGAUAAACAAAUCACCUAUAACCCUGUUUCACCAAUCACCUUGUGAAAUAAACCAGAGUUUCAUAAUGAACCAUUACUGGAAUUGACUAUUGCUAUAAGAAGCUAUCUGAUUCUCAA
Prosopis cineraria is the source of this 1658-nucleotide messenger RNA. Its product is annotated as serine carboxypeptidase-like 46. The coding region runs from base 93 to 1547 and encodes 484 amino acids. The transcript has 10 exons. Gene Ontology annotation, molecular function: serine-type carboxypeptidase activity. NCBI's taxonomy places the organism in Eukaryota, Viridiplantae, Streptophyta, Magnoliopsida, Fabales, Fabaceae. Gene Ontology annotation, biological process: proteolysis. Gene Ontology annotation, cellular component: vacuole. The record is from RefSeq and is a predicted model, not a curated record.